AUGGUGGCGACAUGGCUUACUCCCGGUAAGGGCAAGAAACGUCCUGCUAUGCUGUACUGGCGAGCACACAAGAAUUAUAUUCUGUUUGUCGUUGCGUUUGCAGUUUUCACGGAUAUGUUUUUGUAUGGAAUGAUUGUUCCUGUGGCACCUACAGCUCUUCAGAAUAGAGUUGGGCUUGACGCUGAUCAGCAACAACAAUGGACAUCGAUUCUACUAGCACUCUACGGAGCGUCUCUUCUCGCUACUUCUCCAUUAACCGGCUACCUAGCUGACCGGAUCCAAUCCCGCCAAUGGCCCCUGCUCUUCGGCCUCGUUGCCCUCGCCAUCUCCACGGCCCUGCUCUGCAUAGGCACAAGCCUGGGUCUCUGGAUUGCCGGGCGUAUUCUCCAGGGUGCCUCAACAGCAGUCGUCUGGACAGCCGGUCUCGCCUUGCUCGCGGAUACCAUGGACUCGCAGACCCUGGGUCAAUCAAUGGGGUAUGUGGGCAUGGCGAUGACAUUGGGACUUAUGUGCGGGCCGCUGAUUGGAGGCGUGCUUUAUCAGAAAGGGGGGUAUUAUAGUGUGUAUGGGCUGGCGUUUGGGUUGAUUGGGGUUGAUAUCCUGGCGCGGGUGGUUAUGAUUGAGAGAAAAGAUGCGAUUCCUUGGUUCAAGGCAGAAGAAGUGUCGUUGUCAGAGGAUCAAGGCCAGGAACGUGUCUCAGCCGAAAAGCCACCAAGCAACAACAUCGCACCCAGAUCAAUCGCACCAACACCCGAACCAGAGGCGACAACGCAAGCAGCAGCAGCACCACCGCCACCACCAACACCAUCAGCCCGCCGCUUCGGCCGCCUGCGCACGCUCCUUAACUCCUCGCGCUUGAUGGUCUCCAUUUGGACAUACCUGAUAGUCUCCCUCGCUGUAACAUCCUUCGACAGCGUACUCCCGCUUUUCGUCGAAGAAACCUUCCUCUGGAAACAAACGGCCCAGGGCCUAAUCUUCAUCGCCAUCUCAGUGCCCUCCUUCCUCGACCCCGUCGUCGGCUGGAUCGUCGACAAAUGGCCCUUAGCAGGCCGGUUUGUGUGUUCGGGCGCGUUGUUCGCGUCAGUGCCCAUAUUGGUUUGUCUGCGGUUUGUCGAUGAGAAUACCAUCGGCGAUAAGGUGUUGUUGUGUGCGCUGCUGGCGCUCGCGGGACUCUGUGUGGCGUGUCUUAUGCCGCCGGUUAUGGUGGAGGUGUCGUGUGUUGUGAAUGAGAAGGAGGCUGCUGCGCCGAAUGUUUUUGGGGAGGGGGGUGCGAUGGCGUUGGCGUAUGGGGUCUUGAACUCUGCGUGGGCGGCGGGGAGUAUUAUUGGGCCCUUUUUUGCGGGGUUUAUUCGUGAUGAUGCUGGUUGGGGUACGAUGGCUUGGGCGUUGUCGAUUCUUACGGGUGUGACUGGGGUGCCGGUGUUGAUGUUCCUGGGUGGGUUUAUUGGGAAGAAGAGGGUUAAGAAAGCUUCUAAUGAGCAGGAGCAAGAGUGGGAGCAGGAGCAGGAGCAGGCAUAA
Aspergillus chevalieri is the source of this 1518-nucleotide messenger RNA. Its product is annotated as MFS transporter. The transcript has 5 exons. Gene Ontology annotation, biological process: transmembrane transport. Bases 1 to 1518 code for a protein of 505 amino acids. Gene Ontology annotation, molecular function: transmembrane transporter activity. NCBI's taxonomy places the organism in Eukaryota, Fungi, Ascomycota, Eurotiomycetes, Eurotiales, Aspergillaceae. The record is from RefSeq and is a predicted model, not a curated record.